AUGUCAAAUGAGCUCAACAAUAUCAUCGCCCUCAACACGGAUGGAGUCGCGGAGGGUGUCGCCAUUGGUGGCGACCGAUUCCCGGGCAGUACCUUUUUGGAUCACAUCCUCCGCUACGAGGCGGACCCCAGUGUACACAUGCUGGUUCUCCUGGGCGAGGGUGACAAAGUUAAAUUCCCUCUUCGGUGUAUGCGUGUGUUUGUCUACCGGGGAAUAUUGGGUGUGGGUUGGAAGGUCGUACACUGGCCAGAUGACGUGGUCCUUCAGGCUGAAGUCAGGUUGCAGGUCAGGUCUUUGACUACUCAGCUUUCUUUACCCAUUUUGGAUGUUAUUGCAUGGGAAUUGGUGUCAGAAACCAUGUCCACCUUCGCUUCCAACGCGAAAGAGGGCAGGGGUGGACGGCAACUGGCAGUCGGUUCAUGA
Messenger RNA from Dibothriocephalus latus, 423 nucleotides. The record is from the annotation of a GenBank genome assembly. Lineage: Eukaryota; Metazoa; Platyhelminthes; Cestoda; Diphyllobothriidea; Diphyllobothriidae.